AUGUCUCCGGUCGUAAGUGAAAUCCUUCUCUCCGGUCUGACGAUCAACUCCACCCUCCGCCGCCGCACCCACCUCGUUCAAUCCUUCUCCGUUUGCUUCCUCUACUGGUUCUACGUUUUCUCAUGA
Messenger RNA from Linum tenue, 126 nucleotides. Lineage: Eukaryota; Viridiplantae; Streptophyta; Magnoliopsida; Malpighiales; Linaceae. The record is from the annotation of a GenBank genome assembly.